Messenger RNA from Paraphaeosphaeria sporulosa, 1784 nucleotides. RefSeq lists its product as uncharacterized. The transcript is spliced from 2 exons. Bases 146 to 1756 code for a protein of 536 amino acids. Gene Ontology annotation, molecular function: carotenoid dioxygenase activity. NCBI's taxonomy places the organism in Eukaryota, Fungi, Ascomycota, Dothideomycetes, Pleosporales, Didymosphaeriaceae. Gene Ontology annotation, biological process: carotene catabolic process. The record is from RefSeq and is a predicted model, not a curated record.
UCAUUCACUAUUCGACUCCUCUGUCUUCAUAGACAACACUUGCCUUAUCUAGAGCUGCCUACCUUAAGAGAAUCUAUAUCAGAUAUUCUGACACUUUGAUCUCACUUUUCAGGGGUCUUGCGUUAGAGAAUCAAGUAUUUUUACAAUGGAGUCCUGGCCGAAUGAUGCAGGGUUUGACACGGACUAUGAGGAGCACAAUCCUGUCGAGCUCACUGUUAAGGGAAAGAUUCCGCAUUACGUUGCGGGCGUCCUCUAUAGAACCGGGCCUCUAGGUUUCAAAGCGCAGACAAACCAGAACAACACCUGGGCAGCUAACCAUUGGUUCGACGGCUUCUCAUGCGUCCAUCGCUUCGAAAUCAUAUUUCCCGAUAAUUCCGAUACGCCAAUGGUGUGUUACAACUCUCGACGCACAGUCGACGAAUUGUUAGAAGUUGUGCGUAAGACUGGCAAACUAGAUGGGGUCACAUUUGGAAAGAAGCGUGAUCUCUGUGAGGGCUUCUUCCACAAAGUCAUGAGCAUGUUCAAACCAGCGACAAGCCCUCAAAAUGUCGGGGUCACGAUCUCGAUCAACGUGCCAAGCAGGCAGAAGGGUACCCAGCCAACAAUGGCCAUCAAUGGACACUCCAACGUGAUCGAGACACUGCAUCUCAAAACAGAUGCAUCGAUUAUGAACAAGAUCGACCCCGAAACCUUAGAACCGAAGGGUGUCUGUCGCCAAAGCAUUCUCCAUCCCAGCUUGACUGGCCAACUCUCGGCAGCACACGCGGAAACUGAUCCAGCCACAGGCGAUUUCUUCAAUUACAAUCUAGACUUGGGUCGCAAAGCCACAUAUCGUGUCUUUCGCACUUCGUCCUCGACUGGGAAAACUGAGGUCCUUGCUACAUUCACGGCGAAACCGGCCUACGUGCACUCGUUCUUCCUUACGGAGCACUAUGUUGUACUCUGUAUUUGGAAUAGCCACAUCAGCUGGAGCGGGCUAUCAAUUCUAUACCACAAAAACAUUCUCGAUGCCAUCGCACCGUUCGAUAAGUCCUCAAAAGCAAAAUGGUACGUCGUCGACCGUGCAGGACGGGGUCUUGUCGCGAUCUAUGAAUCGGACCCAUUCUUCUGUUUCCACACCAUAAACGCGUGGGAGCAACCGUCAGCCAAUGACGCCAAGAAAACAGACAUAAUCUGUGAGCUGUCUUUAUACGAGAAUCUCGACGUUGUACACCGGUUUUACUACGACAAUCUUAUGAGUACGCACGAAUCCUCCAAAGCCUACGCUGGUCAGAAGCGUCGCUCGUGCCUAGCUCGCCACGCACAGUUCCGUCUCCCAGUUGUCGAAUCAGGCAACAUAUCCUCGAAGCCUCGUCCUGCUGACGUCCUCUUCAAGUCCGACCCCAUGGUCGCGCAGGAACUACCAACUAUCAAUCCAUCUUACGCCACGCGAAAGCACCGGUACACGUACGGUACAGCUGACCGCCUGAAGUCGACCUUCGUGGACGGUAUCGUCAAAUUUGACAACGUGACGCAAACGGCGAUCUUCUGGGAUACAGAGGCGCACACACCUGGUGAACCAAUCUUUGUGGCCGAUCCAGAAGGAAUAGAAGAGGAUGAUGGUGUCUUGCUGAGUGUAGUGCUCGAUGGAGUGGAAGAAAGGAGCUAUUUGUUGGUGCUGCGAGCAAAAGACCUGAUAGAGCUAGGCAGAGCGGAGAUGAGGGGCCCGAUGGCCUUCGGGUUUCACGGGGCAUACAAGGCACUUCGCAAAGACUAGAGCUGGUUUUCGGAAUGACUUUGAGUCU